Messenger RNA from Lachancea meyersii CBS 8951, 426 nucleotides. Lineage: Eukaryota; Fungi; Ascomycota; Saccharomycetes; Saccharomycetales; Saccharomycetaceae. The record is from the annotation of a GenBank genome assembly.
AUGGCUAGAAAAAUCACCUGGAAGGAAGUGGGUCCUGCCAAAGGGUACCCGAUCUUGUCGCCUGCCUUCGUGACAUGUAGCUCAGAAAACCUGGUUUUCACCGCUGGAUGCGUGGGCACAGAUCCUAAAACUGAACAGAUGCCAGAGAGCUUGGAGUUGCAGACGCGAAACGCGUUGCAGAACCUGAAAAACGUGCUGGAGGCCAGUGGGUCGUCGUUGGACGGCGUGGUGAAGGUGCUUUUGUUUGUCGCUGACGGGUCGUGUGCGCCCGUGGUCAACAAGGUGUACCACGAGUUUUUCCCUAACAGCCCAGCCCGUUCGUGCAUCGUGGUGAGUUUUCCCGACACGCGUGUGAAAGUAGAGUUGGAGUGCGUGGCCGUGGCGGCGAAGCCCACGGCCACACGCAAGAGGUGGUUCAAGCUAUAA